UAUCUCACGCUGCAGCAGGAGCCGCAGCAGCAAACGCGGCUGACGCAUGAGACAGUAAUUCUCCUUUCCUUGGAAACCCCCAUUUGCUAUCGUGCUCGUCCAAUCGCUGGAUGUCCUCGGUCAUUAAUCGUUAGACUUGACGUUUCACCGUACUGCUGCGUCCAUCUCUCGGACUCCCUCGCUUCCCGCUGGCACCGAGGAGACCCCCGUCUCGGCCAUGACUCCCCGUCGGACCGCAACGCAGAGGCAGAGACGCUUGAAAUGAUUGUUUGGACUUUAGAUUGCCUUAAAGAGAGUUCACUAGGUAAUCCGCUGGCUUCUGCGCAAUAGCUCUGUGACAUCGGGGGAAAAUCAUGCAGGAGAAGCUGACGGACAACCGGGCUCCCACUUCAUCAAGGGCGUCAUCCUUUUUUAUUGAGAAUCUUUUGGGCAAGGGGACGAAUGGGCUGGAGUCGAUGUCGGACAGAGGUGGAGUGCACGCUGGUGAAGAGAGAGGGUCGGCCGAUCGCGACAUACACGCCGAUACGAGCGCUACAGCGCCCGAUGGUUCCAGCUCCACAGCGUGGUCCUCUUACAGAGACUCGCCGUCGCUGUGCCGCGGGGGGAAUAUCUUGAACUUCAGAGCUUUGGAAACGCCACACAGUCCAAGGGACAUUACAAGUUCAGAGGAUCCCUGCUGCUCAAUAUCUGCCAGUGACAGGGAUUCACCUGCUAUGUCAGAGCCAAUAACCGAGAGUAGCGACGAAACCGACAGGAAAACGGGCGACAGCAACCUAACUGACGACAACGAGGACGUGCAGAACGCGUUUGGUGCACGGUCAGAGCAAGACGCCUCCUCAGACCCGAGCUCAAUCCGGAAGAAGAAGACGCGCACCGUGUUCAGCCGUAGCCAGGUGUUUCAGCUGGAGUCCACUUUUGACGUGAAGCGCUAUCUGAGUAGCUCGGAGAGGGCGAGCUUGGCCGCAUCUCUCCACCUGACAGAGACUCAGGUAAAAAUCUGGUUUCAGAACCGGAGGAAUAAGUGGAAGAGACAGUUGGCGGCUGAUCUGGAGGCGGUACACAUCCCAAACUCGACCCAGAGGAUUGUCAGGGUGCCUAUCCUUUAUCACGAAGGACCCACACCCACUGCCGCACUAGGUUUCAGCCUAAGCGGGCAUCCAGUAUCUCAACCCGGCUUCUCCAGCUCCAUCAGCUACCCUCUGUCGUCGUUUGCUCACUCCAUGAGCAUGCUGAGAUCGCAGAUGACCGGCUUGGUGUAAAGACUAUUCAGCACUGUUCUUAAACUCGUUGUUAUUGAUAUAAAUCCACCUGGGUAACAUUAACUGUGCAAUAACCCCCAAUGCAGCAGAAAAGUGUUUUUUUCCUGCAUCCAAAGAUACAACCUGCAGAGUCCGUGAUUACUACACAAAGUGAUAUUUAUCUUCAUAAGCUUCCACAAGAGUCUGUGAUCUUUACACAGUGGUUAACUAUUUUAGCAGCCAAGGACGGCAAGGCAGAGGGCCAGGGAGGCCAUACCUGUUCAUGUACUGUAUGUUUGAAUACACACAUAUUUUUGCAAUUUUUUAUAUUUAAAGUCACAGAUCAGAUUUUUUUUCCAACUUUGUCACUUUUUCACGUAAUAAAUGAAUACAAAUCAAGCACUAAAUGAUCCGCUUUCUGUUGUUUGUUUACAUUCAGGGGACCUGAACCAUGGCUUCAUGUCAUGCAGGGUCACUCAUCUCGCCUCUAUGAAGUGGAUCCAUAGCGUGUGUGUGU
Molecule: messenger RNA, 1755 nt
Organism: Mugil cephalus (flathead mullet)
Lineage: Eukaryota; Metazoa; Chordata; Actinopteri; Mugiliformes; Mugilidae
Gene: hmx1
Product: H6 family homeobox 1
Exons: 2
Coding region: 354-1259 (301 amino acids)
Biological process (GO): negative regulation of DNA-templated transcription; regulation of transcription by RNA polymerase II
Cellular component (GO): nucleus
Molecular function (GO): RNA polymerase II transcription regulatory region sequence-specific DNA binding; DNA-binding transcription factor activity, RNA polymerase II-specific
Source: RefSeq, a predicted model, not a curated record